Messenger RNA from Camellia sinensis, 713 nucleotides. NCBI's taxonomy places the organism in Eukaryota, Viridiplantae, Streptophyta, Magnoliopsida, Ericales, Theaceae. The record is from RefSeq and is a predicted model, not a curated record.
CAUCUCUUAGAUUUUUUAACUUAUUUUUUUAACUUCCAAUUAUUUCCCCUUAUUUAAAAGCAAGUGUAGCCUCUUCGGGCCAAGUGUUGGUAGAGUCGCAGGUCAUUCCUCAUCCUGUCGGAGGUGCUUCUGAAAUUGUUUGCACCAAAAUUGUGGAAGCAAUAUUGUGUGAUUGCCGGAGAGAAUAAAGAGAAGAAAAAAAAAGAAAAAAAGAUGGAGAAUGAAGAGAUAAUCAGCAACAACAACAAGAAGCAUAUGAUGAUGAUGAAAGUGGAGAUUACAUCAGAGAGUGAAAAGUCUGAAAUGAUCUCACCCACCACCACAUCCACACCACCACCUCCACCACCAUCAGGAGGAGGAGGGCUCUCUAGACAGGGAAGUAUAGCAAAGAACUGCUGCUGCCUCUGCUCUCCGACAACCCAUGCCGGUUCAUUCCGGUGUCGGCUCCACCGGACUCCAACCCUUCAAAGGACCAAGAGCAUGGACUCUUCUGCAUCCCUCAAGGACUCACACUCACACUCCCAAGCCUAAUACACACAUACUAUGGAAGAAAUACAGUGGAGGAGGCUCUUAGUUUAUCCUCCGUAUAAUCAAAUUGUUUGUUGUUGUUGUUGCGGCUUAAUUAUAUGUACUUAUUUUGUAAUUGCUUUGCUUGUUCAAUAUUUUGUUGGAAAAUUUGAAUUUGAAUUUAAAUUUACUCAAAUAGUUGUGUC